AUGUCAGACCCGCGCACCUUGAGAAACCAACGUACUUCGCCCUCGGGGUCGUAUGCCCCCGCCAACGUCUCCUGCCCCAUGACCACCGGAUUCCUCCGACCCGCCUCGGGCUUGUCGCCGAAUGAGACGGAGUGGUUGCAGCUUCGUCGUCAGAAUGUGCAGGAGCCGUUGGAGAACCUCUUGAGCGUCUUGGCACAGAACUCGUCUUCGAUCAACACCACCGCGCUCGCCGAGAACUCGACCAUCGGUCUCGCGUUUUCAGGAGGUGGAUACCGCGCCAUGAUCGUCGGUGGUGGAUUCCUCUCCGCCAUGGACUCGCGUACACCCGGCCAGAACUCCUCGAACCCAAUGAGUGGCAUCAUGCAAGCUGCCUCCUACAUCGUCGGUCUCUCCGGAGGCAACUGGCUCGUCGGUGGUCUCGCAAUCAACAACUUCCCCACGAUCGAAGAGCAGUGGCACACCGUCUGGGACCUCGAGACGAACCUGGUUAACCCCUCUGGUAUCGUGGAUAAGGCCCAGUUUUACUAUGACCUCAUUGAUGAGGUUAAUCAGAAAUCAGAUGCUGGGUUCGAGACGACCAUUACGGAUUACUGGGGUCGUGCGUUGAGUAGGCAUCUGGUCAAUACGACGGAUGGUGGGCCCGCGAUUACGUUCUCGGAUAUCCGGAAUCGGACGUUGUUCGCUAAUGGAAGCAUGCCGUUCCCGAUCUCUUUGGCUGAUGGACGUGCACCUGGUGAGACGGCCAUCGCUGUAAACACCUCCACGUUCGAGUUCAACCCCUUCGAGAUGGGUUCUUGGGAUAAUGACAUCGCCGCGUUCACCCCGAUUCAGUACCUAGGUACCUCCCUUAACAACGGUUCCCUUAUCUACGGUGACGGGUCCUGUAUCGAGGGUUUCGACAACGCUGGUUUCGUGAUGGGAACUUCCUCAUCCCUCUUCAACGCCGCCCUCUUGCAAAUCAACGGCUCGGACACCUCCAUCCUCACCGAUGCCGCCGAAGCCAUCCUCUCCCGCAUCUCUGCGGAUGAGGAAGACAUCGCAGCCUACCCCAACCCAUUCUACGGCUGGAAAAACUCCACGAACUUGUCUUACAACUCCACGCGUCUCACUCUCGUUGAUGGUGGAGAGGAUAACCAGAAUAUCCCUUUCUUGCCGCUCUUGCAGCCGGAGAGGAAUGUGGAUGUUAUCUUUGCGGUUGAUGCAAGUGCUGAUACGGCGCAUUCUUGGCCGAAUGGGAGUUCGUUGGUUAACACGUAUCGUCGGCUUACGGUUGCGAACCCGAUGAAUGAUUUGGCGUUCCCCUACGUUCCGGACUACAAUACCUUCAUCAACCUCGGGCUCAACGUUCGUCCUACCUUCUUCGGAUGCAACUCUUCCAACUUGACGACGGAGGGUACGGGUCCGUUGGUUGUCUACCUUCCCAACGCACCCUACACUGCUUAUUCCAACACCUCAACUUUUAUGUUAGAGUACCAGAACGACCAAGUCGCCGACAUUCUUACGAACGCCUACAACGUCGCUUCCCGCGCGAACUCCACACUCGACUCGGAGUGGAACGUCUGUCUCGCCUGUGCCAUCGCGCAGCGUUCAGCCGAACGUCAGUCGAUCGAUAUCUCCUCUGCCUGCUCCGGGUGUUUCGACAGGUACUGCUGGGAUGGAUCCCUCAACGCGACUGAGCCCACUGAGGCCGAGUUGACACCGACUUUGAUGAUUGGGGAGUAG
Messenger RNA from Saitoella complicata NRRL Y-17804, 1722 nucleotides. Its product is annotated as lysophospholipase. The transcript is spliced from 3 exons. NCBI's taxonomy places the organism in Eukaryota, Fungi, Ascomycota, Saitoellomycetes, Saitoellales, Saitoellaceae. Bases 1 to 1722 code for a protein of 573 amino acids. Gene Ontology annotation, biological process: glycerophospholipid catabolic process. The record is from RefSeq and is a predicted model, not a curated record. Gene Ontology annotation, molecular function: A2-type glycerophospholipase activity. Gene Ontology annotation, cellular component: cytosol; intracellular membrane-bounded organelle.